Messenger RNA from Nothoprocta perdicaria, 5949 nucleotides. It is a transcript of the gene ADAMTSL3, whose product is annotated as ADAMTS like 3. Bases 43 to 5373 code for a protein of 1776 amino acids. Gene Ontology annotation, biological process: extracellular matrix organization. The record is from RefSeq and is a predicted model, not a curated record. The transcript has 31 exons. Gene Ontology annotation, molecular function: metalloendopeptidase activity. Gene Ontology annotation, cellular component: extracellular matrix. Lineage: Eukaryota; Metazoa; Chordata; Aves; Tinamiformes; Tinamidae.
GGAUCGCGGAGCCCCUCGGCGGCAGAGGCCCGAGGUGUGAGGAUGGCCAGCCCUAAAGCCACAGGACUCUCCUGGGAGGUCACCUGGCUUGUCAUUGCUGUCAGCGCUCAUCUACAGACAAGAGCAGAGCAGUCCCAAGGUGCCUACUUCUUGCCUGAGUUUGCACUUUCUCCGCAGGGGAGUUUUCUUGAGGAUACAACCGGGGAACAAUUCCUCACGUACCGCUACGAUGACCAGAGCUCCAGAAUUGCCCGCUCUGAUGAAGAUAAGGAUGGUUCCUGGGAUGCCUGGGGCGCCUGGAGUGAUUGCUCACGGACCUGUGGCGGGGGAGCCUCCUAUUCCCUGCGGAGAUGCUUGAAUGGCAGGAACUGUGAAGGUCGGAAUAUUCGAUACAAAACCUGCAGUAGUAACGACUGCCCUUCAGAUGUCGGUGACUUUAGGGCACAGCAGUGUUCUGCCUACAAUGAUGUCAAAUACCAGGGACAUUUUUAUGAGUGGAUCCCUGUAUAUAAUGAUCCGACUGCACCAUGUGCUCUUAAGUGUCAAGCUCUGGGGAAGAACUUGAUUGUGGAGCUUGCCCCAAAAGUGCUGGAUGGUACUCGAUGUAAUAUUGAAUCCCUGGAUAUGUGCAUCAGUGGAAUAUGCCAGGCAGUAGGCUGUGAUCGACAACUUGGGAGCAAUGCCAAGGAAGACAACUGUGGAAUCUGUGCAGGAGAUGGUUCAACAUGCAGGCUUGUGAGGGGACAAGCUAAGGCACAUUUCUCACCAGAAAAAAGGGAAGAGACUGUGAUCGCUGUUCCGCAUGGGAGUCGCAGUGUGAGAAUUACGCUGAAAGGACCWGCACACCUUGUUAUAGAAUCAAAGACAUUACAAGGAGACAAGGGAGAGCACAGUUUCAAUGCUCCUGGAACAUUUCUCAUAGAGAAUACAACUGUUGAUUUUCAGAAGAGUCCAGACAGGGAAAUCAUAAAGAUCCAGGGACCUCUUGGAGCAGAUUUCAUUAUCAAGACCAGGUACUCUGGCACAAAGGACAGUGUGGUUCAGUUCUUCUUCUAUCAACCCAUCAGUCAUCAGUGGAGACAGACCGAGUUCUUCCCCUGCACCGUGACGUGUGGAGGGGGUUAUCAGCUUAAUUCUGCUGAAUGUGUGGAUAUUCGACUGAAGCGAGUUGUUCCUGAUCACUACUGUCAUUACUACCCAGAAAACAAGAAGCCAAAGCCCAAGCUAAAAGAAUGCAAUAUGGAUCCCUGCCCUUCUAGUGAUGGAUUUAAAGAAAUCAUGCCCUAUGAUCACUUCCAGCCACUUCCUCGAUGGGAACAUAACCCUUGGACUGCAUGUUCAGUUUCCUGUGGAGGUGGUAUUCAGAGGAGGAGCUUUGUGUGUGUAGAGGAGACCAUACAUGGCGAGAUACUGCAAGUGGAAGAAUGGAAAUGCAUGUAUGCCCCUAAGCCUAAAGUCAUCCAAACCUGUAACCUCUUUGACUGUCCUAAAUGGGUGGCUAUGGAAUGGUCUCAAUGCACGGUGACCUGUGGCCGAGGUUUACGUUACCGUGUGGUGCUGUGUAUUGACCACCGAGGGCAGCACGUCGGUGGCUGCAACCCACAACUGAAACUGCACAUAAAAGAAGAGUGCAUUGUGCCAGUACCAUGUUACAAGCCAAGAGAAAAAAGUCCUGUGGAAGCAAAAUUGCCAUGGUUUAAACAGGCACAAGAGAUGGAAGAGACCAGAACAGUCUCUGAAGAGCCCACGUUUAUUCCUGAGCCCUGGUCUCCGUGCAGUGCCACGUGUGGCGAUGGCAUCCAGGUGCGGGAUGUGAAGUGCCGAAUUCUUCUCGCUUUUACUCAGACGGAGGUGGAGCUGCCGGAGGAGGAAUGUGAAGAUGUGAAGCCACCAACAGAACGAGGGUGUCACCAGGCUCCUUGUGACAGUGAUCCUAUCCCCUACACGGCAGAGACUUCCCAUGCUGAAGAUGGCAGUUUGAUUUAUGACUGGGAAUACAUUGGCUUUACUCCAUGCUCAGCUACAUGUCUUGGAGGAACACAAGAAGCCAUUGCCAUGUGCCUACACRUGGAGACCAAACAAGCUGUCAACGAGACCCUGUGCGACGGUUCCAAGAGGCCGCCGCCGAUGGCUCGUGCUUGCAACGAGAGCCCCUGCCCUCCGAGGUGGCAGAGCGGYCCGUGGAGACGGUGCUCGGCUACGUGCGGCGUCGGGAUUCAGACCCGAGACGUGGCCUGCCGGCAGCCCGGAGGAUCUGCUCUUGCUGCUGAAGACUGCAAAGACAAGAAGCCCCACUCGUUACAGGCCUGCAACCAGAUAGAUUGUCCCCCUGUCUGGCACGUUGAGGAAUGGCAGCAGUGUUCACGUACCUGUGGAAGAGGGAUUCAGAGCCGCAAGGUGUACUGUAAGCAGCUGUUGACAGAUGGAAGUUUUCUGAAACACCCUGAUGAGAUCUGCCAGGAACCUAAAUUGCCCGAUAGUAAACCAUGUGCAAAGGUUGAUUGUCCUCCUCAGCUAGUUGUGGGAGAAUGGUCCAAGUGCUCAGUAAGCUGCGGUGUUGGAAUCCAGCGCAGGAAAGCCGCCUGCCAAAACCUAACAGCAAAGGGCCAGUACRUCACACUGAAUGCCUCGCUGUGUAGCGCUCCGUCUCCCUCGCUGCUUGUAAGGUCUUGUCAGAUGAAGGCCUGCAACAAGAUUAAAACAAAGCUUCCAGAAAAAUAUUCUGCUCAUGGGCCUCAGAUUGUCAGCGUUCACCGAGUUUACAUUCAAACAAGACAAGAGAAGCGCAUUAAUUUCACCAUUGGAAGCCGAGCCUACCUGCUUCCAAAAACAUCCGUUGUAAUUAAGUGCCCAGUACGGAGGUUCCAAAAAUCACUUAUUCGGUGGGAGAAAGAUGGGCUACACUUGCAGAACUCUAAAAGACUUGGCAUCACCAAGUCGGGCUCCCUGAAAAUACAUAGCCUUGAAGCGACGGAUAUUGGUGUGUACCGGUGUAUCGCAGGCUCUGUGCACGACACGUUUGUCCUCAAACUUAUUGGUGCUGAUAACAGGUUAAUAGAACCACCAAGUCUUAGGAAAUACGCCAGUGAGAGCAGUAACAUGGACCACAACGAGGCCAACAGCUUUGGGGCCAAGUGGCAUAAAAUGAGCAAAAUGUGGCAAAUGUGGAGCAAGAAGAACGAGCUCUAUCUAGGUGACAGGCAAGUGAAUGACCAGCCAUUUCUGAGAAAUCUGGGCCCCUUUGGGAGCAAUUCAGCAGAAGACUUGGGCUCUCGGGAAUUCAAGAACAAACGCCUGGAAGCAGCAGUUCUUCAGGGUGCCUACAGCAUGGACACGGUGCACUUUGAAGAACUGAUAAGGAACAUGAGUCAGCUCAUUGAAACCGGAGAAGUCACUGAYGACUUGGCAUCCCAGCUCAUUUAUCAACUAGUUGCAGAACUAGCCAGGCCUCCACAGCCAACCGCUGGAAAAUGGAAGGGGGCCCAGGAUGAGAAAUUUGCCACAAAAGUCACAGGCAAAUCUCCAAAUGAAUCUGAACGUUUCAGCGCAAAAACUGUCGAUAAAUUGAUGUUUGACCAGAAGAUUCCAGUUAUUAUGAGGCAGAAGCAAAUUCCUGUAGUUUCCUUUAACAAAACAGUAACUGUACGAGUUGGAAAUACAGUAUUUGUGACCAAGAAUACUCGUACUGUUAAUCUGUUAUGUGAGACAGCRGGUACUAGUGAAGUAAAAUAUACUUGGACAAAAGAUGGCGAGACAUUAAAAUCCUCUGAGAAGGUAAUCCUGGACACAGUUGGAAAAGUGCAGAUUCAGAAUCCUACUCGAAGGGAACUUGGUGCAUAUGGAUGUCUGGUUGUUAAUGACUUCGGUUUUGACACGGCAACAUCUUUGCUGCUCCGGGCAGAGGUUCCUGUCAUUUUCUCUUCCUCGUUAAAUGUUACAAAUCUGGAAGCCAGCAAUCUUUCUGUAGUCGUUGGAGGUAUGGUCGUGGCAAGAAUUGGAGCAAAUAUUGUGGUUGAAUGUCCAGUGAAAGSUGUUCCUCAACCAAAUGUAACAUGGUCUAAGAAGAAGGAUGUCCAGCAAAUGAAUUCUGUCUUGCUUUUGAAUGGGUCAUCUUUAUUUCUGAGGAAUGUUUCGCAUGAAGAUGCAGGAACUUACACCUGCACAGCAGCGAAUGCGCUUGGGAAAGCAGAGGCUGCAUCUGUCCUCCACUUAGCUGAGCAAACAUUGACAGAGAAUAACACAUUAUCAUCAAAGGGAAGCAGAAGAAAGCGAGUCCUAAUGGCAUCUGCGAUCGGUACAAAUGUCAGUGUGGUACCUGGAGAUCCACUGAGAAUAGGUUGCCCAGUGCUUUCCAAGCAGAGAAGUGCAGUUCACUGGCUCUUCAGAGGCUUCCCAGUGGAGGAAGUGGCGGCCUUGGAAUUCCGAACYCUGGUUGGGGGCCGGAUCCUGGAGGUGAACACCAAGUCUGGUCAAUUCGCUGGACAAUACAGAUGUUGGACUUCAACUAGUGCAAAACCAAUGUCAGUUUGGGUAAAUGUCAAGAAGGAAGGUUAUAAGUGGGAGCACGCGGAGUGGAGCGCUUGCUCAGCUAGCUGUGGGAAUUCGGGAACCCGCUCCAGAAGACUGCAGUGCAUGAACGCAGAGAAACAGGAGGUAAAUGAAUCAUUAUGCCAAGACCAGCAAAAGCCAGGGGUUAUUUAUCAGUCCUGCAACACACGUGACUGCCCUGCCAGGUGGGUCACCAGCCCGUGGUCCGGGUGUUCGGCAUCCUGUGGCAGUGGGUUUCACUCUCGACAAAUAAGCUGCCAGCAAACACAAGCCAACGGCAGCGUACUGGCGCUCCGGCCAGGGGCCUGCAUCCCCAGGGAUCGCCCUCUGGCAAGGAAGCCCUGUGUGGUUUAUUCCUGUACCGAACGCUCAGAACAGGCUAAAGGGCCGUGUUCCGGUCGCUGUGUAGGCCGCACCGUAGGCUUACACCAUGGUCACCYUCUAUGUCAGCUUCGUAAUGGAUCUUUGGUGCCAAACUCUUCUUGUGAUGAAAGAAAGAGGUCUGCUGUCAGAAGAAACUGUUCCUCAGAGACCUGUGAUGUCUACUGGCGUACGGGCCCUUGGAGGCCUUGCAGUGUGGACUGUGGGAAUGGAUUUCAGUCGCGACGAGUGUUCUGCGUGCACAGAAAGAGCAACAAACCUGUAGCUGAUCAGCAUUGCGGAUGGAGGCAGAGACCAGUGGCCUGGCAGCACUGCAAUGUCACAUCCUGUGGCAAAGGCGAAUGCAAGGAUACAACUCACUACUGUACGUUUGUAAAGCAACUAAAGUUAUGCUUGAUAGACAUCUACAGACAAAGAUGUUGUCAGUCAUGCCAAGAAGUGUAACUCUUCUAUGGAAAGUUCAUGAUGCUGCAGUGAAGAGAUGAGAAGAGAGGUUCCUUAAACUAGCCUGCUCAAAGUAUAUACUUGUAAAUAAGACAAUAGUUAUAACAGUUACCUGGAUACAUGGGGCUAAGGAAAAAACACUAUUGUAGAUUGAUAUGCUGGACAGGGUAUUUUUUUUUUCUGGGAACUUUUAUUAUCCACUCUUUUGCAAUGGAGCUUCUUAUGUUUUAAACAUUUUUGUGUCUGGAUUAGGAAGAUACUACCAUGGCACAUCAUCUGUAAAAUUUAACAGGCCAUCACAUUAUAAUUUUACUGGAGGGAAAAAAAGCAUUAUCAGAGAAGCACCAGAUAGUGCUUACUGUCCUUAAGUUAGGAGAAAGCCAAAGUUUCAAAAUCAUUUGAAGACCCAAUGCUCAUUUUUAUUGUUCUAUCAUAUUUAAUGUGAUUCUUAAAUUUAUAGAGGCUGUGGCUUGUAGCUGUAAAAUUUUUGGCAGUGACUUCAUUAUCAUAAACAGCUUGAGCUUAACGAUCAGUCUCACAGGAUAUGUUUUAGAUUAGCUGUCAGAUGGAUACACA